CACUUAACUCAGACUCGCCCUUGAGCCGGCUAGAGCCACUCGUACAGCUCCGACAAGCACCUUAAAGCACCCACUCGACCCGCCCAGCACCGCCUCGACCUCCAACCAUGAGCAACCCUCGCGUGUUCCUCGACCUCUCCAUCAACGGCAACGACGCCGGCCGCGUCGUCGUCGAGCUCUACAAGGACGUCACACCAAAAACGGUGAGCCCCAUCGCCGAGAACUUCCGCGCCCUCGCCACCGGCGAGAAGGGCUAUGGCUACAAGGGCUCCAAGUUUCACCGCGUCAUUCGCAAGUUCAUGAUCCAGGGCGGCGACUUUACGGCCGGCAACGGUACGGGCGGCAAGUCGAUUUACGGCGAGAAGUUCGAGGACGAGAACUUCGACCUCAAGCACGACAAGCCGUUCCUCCUCUCGAUGGCCAACGCCGGCCCGGGCACCAACGGCUCUCAGUUCUUCAUCACCUGUACCCCGACCCCUCAUCUCGACGGCAAGCACGUUGUCAGCGGUCGCGUCCUCCACGGCCGGUCGGUCGUCCGCCUCGUCGAGGAGUCGCCCGUCCAAGGCGAUGCGCCGACCGAGGAGAUCCUGAUCCGCGACUGCGGCGAGCUCGCCGAGGGCGACGACGGCAUCGCGAGCGACCCGUUCGCCGACGGCCACGAGGACUACCCGAGCGACGACGAGGCCGACGUCAACGACCCGCAGGUGGCGCUCAAGGUCGCGAGCGAGAUCAAGGAGCGCGGGACCGACUUGUUCAAGCAGGGCAACUACGCCCAGGCGUCCAAGAAGUGGCAGAAGAGCUUGCGCUACCUCGACCGACACCUCGACCUCCCCGAGCGGGACCUCGCCCUCGAGGCCGAGUACGCGACCCUGCGCCUCUCGCUCCUCCUCAACAGCGCCCUCGUCGCGCUCAAGGUCGGCGGCACCUCGGCGGCGCAGCUCGGCGUCAAGGCGGCGUCGCGCGCGCUCCGGCUCGACGGCGACCCGGAGCAGACGCCCAUGGCCAAGCGCCUGACGGACGCCGACAAGGCAAAGGCGCUGUACCGCCGCGCCAUGGCGCGCACGCUGCUCAAGGAGGAGAAGGAGGCGGUCGACGACCUCGAGGAGGCGGCAAAGCUGCAGCCCGACGACGCCGCCAUCCGCAAGGAGCUCGCCGCGGCCAAGCAGCGCAUCGAGGACCGCAAGAUGCGCGCUCGCGCCGCCUACGGCAAGAUGUUCUCGUCGUGAGCGCGCCCGACGCCCGACUCGCGGCGUCGUCGUUCCUCCAUCGCCCACCGCCCCGACUUGGGCCCACUAGAGCCUGGUCGACCUCAUUCCUCCUUACCUCUCCCUCUUACUCGUUCAUUAGUCGUUCAUGCAACCUGCAGGCAUCUCUUCUGUC
Molecule: messenger RNA, 1380 nt
Organism: Rhodotorula graminis WP1
Lineage: Eukaryota; Fungi; Basidiomycota; Microbotryomycetes; Sporidiobolales; Sporidiobolaceae
Exons: 8
Coding region: 108-1226 (372 amino acids)
Biological process (GO): protein folding; protein peptidyl-prolyl isomerization
Cellular component (GO): intracellular membrane-bounded organelle
Molecular function (GO): peptidyl-prolyl cis-trans isomerase activity; protein binding
Source: RefSeq, a predicted model, not a curated record